AUGCUGCAUCGGCCGCUUCUCACAUCCAUCCCCACCUCCACCUCCACCUCCCGGCCGCCAGCCCUACAGCCAGCCCAGCCGCCCUCUGGCUCCUUGCCCCCCCAUCAUCAUGAUCACAGCCAUGGCCUGAGAUCCUCCUCAUCCGCACCCGUCCGCCCACCGGCCAUGAAGCUGCAGUUCAUCAACACGGCGCAUCCUCGCGACUCCACCUCGGCCAAGCGCAUCAGCCAGAUCCGGUCACAUGUGGCCAAGGACUCCCACGCCCGCCGCCGCCAGCGAAGGGCAGCCAACGGCAGCAACAGAAGUAGCAGCGCCUGUGCCUGUGCCUGUGCCUGUUCCUGUUCCUGUGUCUGUCCCACAGCCUCGUCUACCGCUGCUCAUGCACCUGCAGCCGCUCCUACAGAGUCUCCCGCCCGGUCCGAGUCGCCCGACUCCACCUCUGCAGAAACAGAGACGCAACGACUGACCUCUCUUCCCCUUCAAGUCCUAGACUGGGUCCUCACGUACGGCUACGAAAUCUGCUUCCCCCGCGACGAGGUUCCCCGUGUCAUGAGUCGCAUGAGGACAACCUAUGUCCCCUUUGCCAUCAAGCAUCCAUGUCUCCUCGCCUGCAUCUUUUACAUCUCCUACCACCGCCGCUAUCUCAACACGGACGAUCCUGGAGAGGCAGCUCGAUGCCACCUCCUCAUGCAGCACUACCGGCUCGCCUGCAUAGAGAUGAUGAAGAGCGCGCUUGCGGUGGAGGAGAAGCCCUCGGCGCAAACGAUUACGCUGGCCAUGCAGCUGUGCUCGGAAGCGUUCUUUGAGGGAAACCCAGACGUCUCCUUUACGCACGCCUACGCUGCCAGGACCAUGGUGUCCGCUAGAGGAGGCCUCGAGAGCUUCGACCGGGCCGGGGUCGAUGCCCUCAUUUCCUUUCUGCUGGCAACAUCCGUGUAUAGCGGAAACUACUGGUUCGUUCCCGGCUGUGCCAAGUUCAACGAUGAAUGA
This is a messenger RNA of Trichoderma reesei QM6a, 990 nucleotides long. RefSeq lists its product as uncharacterized. The transcript is spliced from 3 exons. Bases 1 to 990 code for a protein of 329 amino acids. The record is from RefSeq and is a predicted model, not a curated record. NCBI's taxonomy places the organism in Eukaryota, Fungi, Ascomycota, Sordariomycetes, Hypocreales, Hypocreaceae.